Myxozyma melibiosi is the source of this 1257-nucleotide messenger RNA. Its product is annotated as nucleophile aminohydrolase. Bases 120 to 1232 code for a protein of 370 amino acids. Gene Ontology annotation, molecular function: beta-aspartyl-peptidase activity; asparaginase activity; threonine-type endopeptidase activity. The transcript is spliced from 4 exons. Gene Ontology annotation, cellular component: cytoplasm. The record is from RefSeq and is a predicted model, not a curated record. Lineage: Eukaryota; Fungi; Ascomycota; Lipomycetes; Lipomycetales; Lipomycetaceae. Gene Ontology annotation, biological process: protein maturation.
CCAAUUAGUUGCCGCCUUUCGUCCACGCGCAGACGCGUCUGCUUUUGUUUGUUUUUGUUUUGCUUUUGUUUUGCUUCGACGACAGCAACAGCGGCUGCAAUUGCGAUGCGUGCUUUGCGAUGGUGUUUAUAGCUGUGCAUCUUGGUGCUGGAGUGCACUCGCAAAAGCUGAGCAAACGAUACAAAGCCAUCUGCAAUGAAGCCUGCAGACUAGGCACCCAUCUCCUCAUCUCACACCCCUCGCCGUCCGCGCAAACAGUCGCCGCAACAGUUUGCAAAUUCCUAGAAGACUCCAACCUCACGAACGCCGGCACGGGCUCGAACCUGACUGCCGCGGGCACGAUCGAAUGCGACGCGUCGAUCAUGAGCUCCGAGUUCUGCCGCGGCGCCGCCGUCGGCUGUAUCUCUGGCGUGAGGAACCCGGUGCUGGUGGCUGAGAGACUGCUGCGGCAGUCGUUUGUGCCGUUAUCGGCUGGGCGGGUCGCGCCGUUAUUUUUGGUUGGCGAUGGUGCGUUGCAGUUUGCAAAAGCUCAAGAUAUGGAACUGGCGACUACAGAAGAUCUCUCCACUCGAUCCUCAAUCAUCAGGUACGAAUACUGGAACGAGAUUCUAGACCCAUCCACCGACAAUGAUCCUGAAGAAGCUGCUCACCGGGGAGACGACGAAGUGCUUUGCGAUUUGAUUACUGAUACAGUCGGAGUUAUCUGCGUGGACGUCAACGGAGAGAUCGCGGUUGCCUCGAGCUCUGGUGGUGUUGCAAUGAAACAGCAAGGUAGGAUCGGUCCUGCUGCACUUGUCGGGAGUGGGAUAUGGGCGGCUAAGGAUGAUGCUGGGUCUAAGGUCGCUGUCUGUACCAGCGGGACAGGAGAAGACAUAAUGAGCACAAACCUUGCGAGCCGAUGCGCGCAAACGCUACUACGACCACCCACCACAUCCCCCAGCGACGACCAAGACGAGCUUCGAUUAGUAUCCUCCCUCCUCUCCACCGACUUUUCCAAUUCCCCCGCUUUGCAACUCCGUCCUGCGUCUGCUGGUAUCCUAGCGGUGAAAACAGAGCUCGGCAAUGAGGACGGCGGGAACGAUGUACUUCUUCAAGCCGUGUAUGGACAUACGACAAAGUCGAUGUGUGUGGGGUUCAUGACUCCAGAUUGGGGUGCUCCGAAAGUUACCAUAUCGCGGAAUGAGACCGGGGCACCUACGGUUUCUGGGCUUGUCGCCCGAAUGCGACUAUAGAAUCUAAUAUACAUUUUGCACAAAC